AUGAUUCCGCAUCGGAGCACAGCGCUCUUAUCCAUCAUCAUCUUCGUCGCCCUCGUACUGGUGAUUUUCUCGUCCUCCCCGACCUCCACGACAUCAUCUUCUGGCGAGGAAGUCGUCUCCGGUCCGGCCAAGUAUGUGCCCCGGCCAAAACUCCCUUCGCUGAGCGACUAUCACCUGCCAUUUUUCCGCCCUGCUGUUCAUAAACCACCGGAGCAGAAGAAUAGCACCAGUGGCGAGUCAAAAUGGUUCAGCGACUUCGCCUGGAUCAACCCAUUUUCGUCGUCCAUCACUCUAGAUGAGAACCGAUCCGUCCUGCCUCCGCUACCCGAACGGCCGUUUAUCUACACCUACUACGAAUCGAAGAACGGUAAUGACAAGGAAGCAGAGAACGCGGAUGCCCAACUUCUUCUCGCCUGGCGCCGGGCUUGGUUCGCUCAGGGGUUCCGUCCCGUCGUGCUCGGUAGCGGGGAGGCAAUGAACAAUCAGCUCUACGAGAUGGUGCAGACGUUGAAGGUGAACCCUGAUUUGAAACAGGAGCUCUUUCGCUGGCUUGCUUGGGGACAUAUGGGAACGGGACUACUCGCCGAUUACCGCUGUUUCCCAAUGGCGAGAUACGAUGACCCGCUGCUCUCUUACCUGCGCCGGGGAGUCGAUCCUGCUCAGAUCACACGGUUUGAUCAUAUUGGUAGCGCUCUGUUCGCUGGCGAGAAGACGCGGAUCAAUGAUGCGCUCAAACAUGUUGUCCAGGAUGCCCUUAAGAACGUGGACGAAAAAGCGCGAUCGAUGCUGGACAUCAUGCCGAAGGAGACGUUCAAGGUAGAACAGCCCAGUGCUCUGGCUUUUUACACCUCCGCCACGAUUACCAGCCAUUAUCCGACCCUAGCAGAAAAGAUUGUCUCGUCACCUGCGGCUGGGCGGCUUGCGCUUGUGGAGCUGAUCAACUCUCAUCUGCAUAAUACUUUCCAGGACUCUUUCCAUGCGGGUAUUGCUGUUUUGAAGCCUUUCCCUGAACACACAACCGCCCUAGUGGAGCCUGCGCUACGUCUGGCUAAAGCCCUCGGUCAAUGCUCGAGCUCUCCUAUGCCCGAGUCCUGCCCUCCUAAUCUGCAGAAAUGCCACCCUUGUGACCCUGCUCGGCCGAUGCAUAUCAGCCAGCCUGCGACCUACAAGAACUCGACAUACGUGUUUACUAUUGGAAGCCUCCCUCACCCGUACACUCUGAUCAGUCUGGAACAGGAGUCUGAGGAAGUGACUACACGGCAUAUCCGCCGCGAAACCGAGCGAGAUCCUUGGCUAAAUGCCGUCACCAAAGAUCAGAACGCAGAGAUUGGCGGUUCCGCUCGAGCUGUGAUGAUGAAGAAAGCUGUCGCAGACGAUUCAGCGAUUGGCACGUCUUUGUGGAUGACUGUGGAGUUCCUUCCAUCAGGGGACAAUCAGGCUCUGCCCUCAGAGCUGCUGGACGAGUUUGAGUGGCAAUUUGGCUUCCAGAUUCCUCGGCAGGGACCGGCAGAUCCCAAGAAAGAAGGCGAUAAGAAAGAGUCGAUGCAGAACGCCAACCCAAGCAAGCAAGGUAUCCAAAAGGAAUACGAGCUGAUUACCAAGGCGAGAGAGGUCCUGAAGAGCAAGGAGACCAACCGAAUCGGCAUCAAGGAUGUGGCCGAGGCUUGGAACCUGGCAGACACUGAAAUAUGGAGAUUUGUCAGGGCUUAUCGGGCACGAAGCGUUGUCGAGCGCAAGAAGUGGCAAGAAGAUGAGAAGCAUUUCGUUGGUGCUAAGGUUAGGGAAUAG
This is a messenger RNA of Aspergillus clavatus NRRL 1, 1788 nucleotides long. RefSeq lists its product as uncharacterized. The record is from RefSeq and is a predicted model, not a curated record. Bases 1 to 1788 code for a protein of 595 amino acids. Lineage: Eukaryota; Fungi; Ascomycota; Eurotiomycetes; Eurotiales; Aspergillaceae. The transcript is spliced from 2 exons.